Peromyscus leucopus (white-footed mouse) is the source of this 6233-nucleotide messenger RNA. RefSeq names its product putative Dol-P-Glc:Glc(2)Man(9)GlcNAc(2)-PP-Dol alpha-1,2-glucosyltransferase. Bases 114 to 1538 code for a protein of 474 amino acids. The record is from RefSeq and is a predicted model, not a curated record. Gene Ontology annotation, molecular function: dolichyl pyrophosphate Glc2Man9GlcNAc2 alpha-1,2-glucosyltransferase activity. Gene Ontology annotation, biological process: protein N-linked glycosylation; dolichol-linked oligosaccharide biosynthetic process. Lineage: Eukaryota; Metazoa; Chordata; Mammalia; Rodentia; Cricetidae. The transcript is spliced from 3 exons. Gene Ontology annotation, cellular component: endoplasmic reticulum.
CCCUUGCGUGCGGGCCCUGCCGUACCUCGUCCGGGCGCCGCCGCCGGAGCCUUGCGCGCUGCUUUUUGAGCGCGCGUCUGCCCGGGGCUGGGCCCGGGCCGCGGCCGCGCGGGAUGGCGCAGCUGGAGGGCUACUACUUCUCGGCCGCCUUGAGCUGCACCUUCCUCGUGUCCUGCCUGCUCUUCUCCGCCUUCAGCCGCGCGCUGCGCGAGCCCUACAUGGACGAGGUCUUCCACCUGCCGCAGGCGCAGCGCUACUGCGAGGGCCGCUUCUCCCUGUCGCAGUGGGAUCCCAUGAUUACUACGUUGCCCGGCCUGUACCUGGUGUCAGUUGGAGUGGUCAAACCUGCCAGCUGGAUCCUGGGAUGGUCUGAACAUGUGGUCUGUUCCAUUGGAAUGCUCAGAUUUGUUAAUCUGCUCUUCAGUGUUGGCAACUUCUACUUACUGUAUUUGCUUUUCAGAAAGGUGCAACCCAGAAACAAGGCUUCUUCAAGUAUCCAGAGAAUUUUGUCAACAUUAACGCUUGCAGUAUUUCCGACUCUCUAUUUCUUUAACUUCCUUUAUUACACAGAACCCGGGUCUGUGUUCUUCACUCUCUUUGCUUACUUGAUGUGUCUUUACGGCAAUCAUAGGACUUCAGCCUUGCUUGGGUUUUGUGGCUUCAUGUUUCGUCAGACCAACAUCAUCUGGGCUGCCUUCUGUGCGGGACACAUCGUGGCACAGAAACUCAGUGAGGCCUGGAAAACUGAGCUGCACAAGAAGAAGGAAGAGAGGCUUCCCCCCAUUAAAGGACCGUUUUCGGAACUCAGAAGAGUUCUUCAGUUUCUUCUGGUGUAUUCCAUGUCGUUUAAGAACCUGAGUGUGCUUUUCCUUUUGACCUGGCCCUACGUCCUUCUGGUGUUGGCGUUUGUGGUUUUUGUAGUCGUCAAUGGUGGGAUUGUGGUUGGUGACCGGAGCAGUCAUGAAGCCUGUCUUCAUUUUCCUCAGUUAUUCUACUUUUUCUCGUUCACUGCUUUUUUCUCCUUCCCUCACUUACUCUCUCUUACAAAAGUCAAGACUUUCCUUAGCUUAAUUUGGAAACGUAGAGUUCAGUUCUCUGUGAUUAUGCUAGUCUCAGUGGUUUUUGUUUGGAAAUUCACUUAUGUCCAUAAGUAUUUACUGGCGGACAAUAGGCAUUACACAUUUUACGUGUGGAAAAGAGUAUUUCAGAGACAUGAAAUUGUGAAAUAUUUACUAGUUCCAGCCUACAUGUUUGCUGGUUGGGCCAUAGCUGACUCUUUGAAAUCAAAAUCAAUUUUCUGGAAUUUAAUGUUUUUUGUAUGCUUGGUCGCUUCUACAGUUCCUCAGAAACUACUCGAAUUCCGUUACUUCAUUUUACCUUACAUUAUUUAUAGGCUUAACAUACCUCUGCCUCCCAUAUCUAGACUUGUUUGUGAACUAGGUUGCUAUACAGUUGUUAAUUUUCUAACUUUUUAUAUCUUUUUGAACAAGACUUUUCAGUGGCCAAAUAAUCAGGACAUUCAAAGGUUUAUGUGGUAAUAGUAGGAAUAUUUUGAAUUUUAAAAGUAGACUAUUUCUACAACAAAUAACUGGGUAAGUAGAAAUGGAAUUCCUUUUAGGUAAAUUCAGGGAAGUUGAGUGAAAAGCAUUAAGUUUGAGACCAGCUUAAAAGUCUGAAUAGUAGUCAUAAAGUUGCUUACAGUUGUCUUGAGGAGUACUGGUACUGCCAGCUUCUCACAGGCGUGGGGACUUUUCCUGUGUGUGUGUGUGCACAUUGAGGGGCCUGGGUGAGCUCCGCAGCACGAGAACUAAUUGACUGAUUUUUCUUGUGUAAAGAACAUCAAAAAAAAGAAAAAGAAAAAGAAAAAAAGAAAAGAAAACUGUUUACAAAUGAUCCAGUAGUAUUUUUGAAGUGGGCAGAUAUUGCAGUAAAUGUAACUCUAGUCUUAAACUAGAAUGGAUUUACAGACAGCAAGUCAUGAGCUAGAGGCUUUGGGAUACUUAGGAAUCAGUUUUUUAAAAUACAGAAGUGAUGAAGCCAUUUGAACUAAUUCCUGAUUUGAUGUUUAUACAGGCCAAAGAUAAAACAACACCUUUUACAGAUAAUCUUUCUAAAAUACAUUGCUCUGUUAGUUACCUAGAGAUCCUGUACAAAAAGGACCACAAACCUGUGGCUUAAAACUUUUCCUCACGUACUUACAGGUGCAGCACCUAGAUUCCAAGUGUGGCCAGAGCUAGUUCAUCCCAGAGACGGAAGUCCUCGCUCAGCUCACUCCAGCAACUCUUUGCAGGGGCCUUACAUUUCCACAGGUCCCUCCAGCUGCCUGUGUCUUCGUAAGGUUGUCUCUACUGUUUUCUUGUUCAGAUAAUACACCUUUGAAUUUAGGGAGCUUCUGUCUGAUUCAGGGUGACUACCUGAAGACUUGGUUAUAUCUGUAAAACUUCUUCAAGUUGGAUCCCAUUCACAGGUUCCAGGUACACAUGAUUUUGUGUGUGUCUGGAGGGGGAUGUAGUAACUUUUUAGGAGAUGUCGUUGCUGAGAUCUUUUAAGUAAAAGUUUGUCUUUAGCUAAGAGGCCAAAAACAAACAAAAAAGAUGUCUGAAUUCUUAUAAUUUACAUUUGUCCCUCUUACCCAAUCAAACCAGAAGAACUCAGAGGUGAGAAGUCGUUGGUUUAGCUUUAUUUAGAGAGUAUAAUUUAGGGAACACUAUUGGGUGUGACUCUGGGGUUUUCUUUGUCUGUUGGUUUUGUGCUUACUGUUUAUUCAUUUUAUUAAUAUGAAUUUAUUAAUUUGUUUUAUUAAUGGAAGUUUAUUCAUUCAGUUGUCACUCCCUCACAGACACUGUCAGCUAGUUGUGUGCUGUGACUGGAAACCCAGGACUGUGAAUAAAGCUUACUUUUUAGCCCAUUUUUCUUUCUGAGCUUUACACAUGCAUACAUGUGCAUGUGUGCAUGCAUGCAGACACACACACACACACACACACACAAAGGGACCAAAAACUUUGCUUUUAUUGUUGGAUUAUGUUUUCUUGAGUUUUAAAUGUGUAGUAUACAGGUUUAAAAACUACUUGGGUAAAAGUUACAAAUGUCGUACAGAAUGGUCAGUGAGCACAGACCAUUGCUUUGCUUCAUACUUAGAAGUAAAUCACAACAGUGAUUGAGUUGUGGUCAGAUCAGAAAGCAUACUCCAUUUCUGCUUUCAUGAUGGAUUUAUUAUGAUAGAGAACUAAGUCCAGGAAGGUGAAAUUGCAAACAAGUGCACUUGAAUAAAGCAGCUGCUGUCUGCUGCUCUUAGGCCAGGCCUUUUAUAUCUAGGCACACUGAGGGGAUGGAGGAAGCGCUUUGUCCCAUGUGAUGGAAGGAGACUGCUUUUAGAGGUCCUACUCCCUUUCACUUGUAGGUGUUGAGUCACUUGAAUUAGGGGACAUUGUAGAGGUCUACAGGGAGAGAAGAGGGUAUUCUGCACCGCUGUCUAAAGUAUUGAAAGUAGGACUUAGCAUUUCAGAACGGAAUGCCGUGGUUAAAAGGUGCUACUUAUUUUUCACUAUGAUUUUAAAAAUGGAUGCAUGCUGAUACUUUUUAUUAGGUAGAUAGAUGCUCGGUUAAAUUUUCUUGGGCAGUUGCCAGGAAGGUGGUCAUUUGCUGGUGAAUUUCUCAGUCUUUGUCACUAAAUGAGUAUGUGAGAAAAAUAAGCUUUGCACAGCAGCUUUUGCUUUGGUUGUUCAAAAUAACAGAUUCAUCUCUGGGAAACCAUUUCGCUUGGAAAGAGCCUUGCUUUUAUAGAUACUGUAUUUCUGAAAAAGUUUUACAUUUUUCAAGAAUUGUCAAGUAUUUUUAUUAAAUUAAUUGAAUUUAUUGAUUAAUAAGUGACUAUAAAGGGGCUCAGUGAUUAAAAGCACAAACCACUCUUGCAGGGGACCUUAGAGUGCUUCCUAGCCCUAUAUACGGCAGCACACAACCACUUCGAAUUCAACCUCUAGGAGUCUUUAGUCCUCUGGCUUCUGCAGUCACCUGUACUCCCCUGCACAUACCCUUACUGCCCCCACACAUAAUUAAGUUAACAGUUCUAAAAGGUGAUUGUAGAAAACAUGUACCACCCGCUGAAGGGCUUGUGGGCCAUGCAGUCUUAUCACUCCUCUUCCUAUUGAUUAUUUUAAAGUGUCUCUUAGUCUUUACCUUGAGUUGUUUUAGGCUCAGUAAUCAGUUUAACCAGUUCUACUUUAUGUGAAAAUCCAUAGGCAUAGACUCUCAUUUUCAGAUAUAUUAGUUUGUGUGCAAUAUAUUUUGCUCACAUUUAUACUUUCCCUGGGUGCCCCUUUUAUGACUGUGUCUCACUAAAUGAUGUGGAGAGUGCUCUUUACACCUAGUACAUAAUAUUGCAAGAGGAAUUAUUGUUCUCACAGUUAUCUGUGUCUAUUCUGUUAUAAAAUACCUGCUAUAAACAAAUGUAAUUUAUUUCUGGUGAAUAGCUUAGAAUGUGAUAUAUUUCUAGUGUGAACUUAACUGACUUGACAUUAUGUUCAUCAUAAUUGUCCGGAGAGAAGAGAAGGGAUCCACAGCUUUAAAGUAGAAUUCCUAAAGAGUGAACAUAUAUUUUAGGUCCAGUUCAAAACUGUAUUCAGAUAAAAAGAGUAUAGAUCAUCAUUAUCUUUGAAGCAAUUAGAACUUCUUUAAAUGGUUAAAGCAAGUGUAAUGUAUACAAUAUUUUACAUUAGAGGAAAUUAAAAUAAGAUUGUAGAAAAAAUGUACUUGAUUUUGGUUCCAGAAUAAAAAGACAAAUUGUUGAAGGACAGUUGUUUUUUCCUAAUCACAAAUGAGAAUGUUAUAUCUGAACUCUAGUUAGUGUCUGAUGUGGGUCUUACCCAUUUCAAUGAGGAUUCAUGCCCUAUUCUAUAUCCAUAAAACUUAUAAACACACCAUAUGUUCUAUAUCAGGUAAAUGUAUAUUGAAUGGAGUUUUCAGCAUAGAAGGAAGCAAAUAUCCUAGAAAAGUACUAUUAUUACUAACCUAAUCUUAGGAAGUAACUCAUUUUACAAUGAGACACACCCCCCACCCCUUUUCUGCCUGUUUUCUGAGUGUUAAUUUCAGUAGUGUUCAGUGCAGACAUGCACAUUUAGUUGUGUAUGUACUGCCUACACUAGGGUAUGAUUUUAAUACUAUUUUAAAUACCAAGUCAUCUCAAUAACUAUAAUAGAAGUUUUGACAAUUUAUGAUACUUUAAUCAUGAAAUUUCAACCAGUUAGAAACAUCUGGUGUUCAGCUGUUUUAGCUCUAGGAAGGAAAGAAUUACUUUUAUUUGGGUGCUUUUUAUGUAUUUGAAUUUGAUGGCCAUAUAUUGUUGAGAAAUAUAUAAAUUAGAUACUGAUGACAUUUCUUAACAUACCCAUGAAUCCAGCACUAAAUGCUUGGAAGUUAUUUUUAAAGUAAGUUUUGUGGUAAUUUGGUAAUCUGAUAAUAUUGUUAUAUUAUUUUAAAAUGAGAUACUGAUUGGUGGUAAUUUUUUUGUUCCUUAGACUCUGUUAAACCAAAAGUAGUUAGGGUAUUUUUUUUUUCAAAAAUGUAAUAUUAAAUACUACAUUGAACUUGCAUUCAGAAUUUGAUCAGUUCAGUUUAUUUGAGCCAUGUGUGUACCACUGUUUAAGAUGAGCAAGAACGAAAAGAAGAAUUACAGUAGUUGUCUUUAUCUAUCGAUGAUGUUUUACUGGUUGAGAUGUGUCUGUCUGUCUGUCUGUCUAUCUAUCUAUCUAUCGUCUAUCUGCCUACCUACCUAUCUCUAUGCUGUCUCACUCACAUGGCUAUGAUGUAGAUGCUGAUUUCUUAUUAACCAGUGAAGAAGCUGAACAUCAGGCAUCCCUGGUGACUCUCCAAAGUCUAUUUAUUCCUUUUGUAAUUGAACAUAAAGCUGUGAGCUUUUGCUGUUCUGCCUCAUGGUCAAAGUUAAUUAAGAGAAAAUAGGAAGCGAGGUCUCUACUAGUCAGACCUCUCGUGGCACGGUACUGGAUAACUUACAUGUUUCUGAAAAUGUCAAGUUUUUCAGAGGAACACAAAUAAAAUGACAAAUACUUAAAUGGUUUCAUUACAAGGCAAAUUGUAAAAACAUUCUUGGUGUUUAACUUAGAACAACAGCUCCUAUAAUAAUAAAUUCUUAGAAUUAUUUGAAAGCAUUCUACAUUGCUUUAAAGUAAAUCAGAGGUCAAAAAAUAUAUUUACACACACACACACACACACACACA